CAUUGUCGAGGCCUGCCACAAAGGACCGUCAUGGAAAAUCGACGGCUCUUCGAGCAGUACAAUACUCAGCGCAAAUCAGCAGCUCCUUCGAUCCAGCAGCGCCAGAGCUUCUAUUACAAUCAACAACAACAGCUCGCACAGUCGCGUAGAUUCGCGGCGCACUCGCAGUUGUACUCGUCGCCUGCACGACCGCAGCAACAGCAACAGCAGCAGCAGCAGCAGCAGCAGACGCGCUACCACAAUAAUAUUUACAGCAGCAGUACAGCUGGAUCAGCUGGCGCAGCAUCGCAGCAGCAGCACCACCACCACGGCCGGCAGCAGCGCUCGAACGUAGCAACAAUGUCGCAGUCGUCGUUCCAGCAGUCUCAGCACAACGACAAUAACGACAGUGACAGCCAGCACAACAGUAGCAAGAUGGAAGCUCCUGGGACUGACAGCGGCAGCAGCAAUGACAAAAAAAAGCCACCACCCGUCGACAAAGAGUCGGAUCUACUAGGUCUGCUGCGCUUCGCCUCGAUCGUGAAAAAUUUACCACCGCCAGACCCAAGCAUCGAUUAUAUCAACUACGAAAAGCCCGUCAUCUAUAAGAAUCCGGAGCACUACCCGGAGAGCUUUCCGACUUUCGAGUCGAUACGCAGACUAGGCAAGCUCUGCGAUGUCACUCUCAAGGUCGACGAUCAGAGCUUCAGCGCUCACAGGCUGGUGCUGGCGGCCACCAUACCCUACUUCCACGGCAUGUUUCUCAACGACAUGGCCGAAAGCAAACAGAAAUGCAUCACGCUGCAAGGCUUCGAUUCAAUAGCUCUGGAGUCGUUCAUAAAUUACGCCUACACGGGCCACAUCGUCCUGAACAACAGCAACGUGCAGAGCAUCAUGGUGGGCGCCGCGUUCCUCGGUCUGCCCAACGUCAAGACGGCCUGCGCCGACUUUCUGCACUUGCGCAUCAAUCCGAACAACGUCAUCGGCAUACGCAACUUCGCCGACAUGCUGAGCUGCCCGCCCCUCCUCGACCAGUCGACCAAGUACAUACAGCGUUACUUCGAGGACGUCUCGCGUUCCGACGAGUUUCUCGGCCUCGGCUUCGAGGAGCUGCGCGAUCUCGUCACCUGCGACGAGCUCAACGUCAGCUCCGAGAAGGAAGUGUUCGAGGCCGUGACCCGCUGGAUCAAGCACGACUGUGAGCAUCGCAGCGACCUUCUGGCCGAGCUCAUGUCGCUGGUAAGGCUGCCUCUGCUGCCGCCCGAGUACCUCGUCGACACCGUGGCCAAGGAGGAGCUCGUACGCACCUCGCAUGAGUGCAGAGACUUGUUGGACGAAGCUAAAGAUUAUCACCUAAUACCUAACAGACGAGACCUCAUUGAAAAAUUUAGAAUCCGACCGCGCUGUAAUUACACAAAGGGAUACAUUUUUGCAGUUGGUGGUCUAACAAAGUUCGGCGACUCGUUGAGUACGGUCGAGGUCUACGAUCCCUUUACCGAAAAGUGGGAAAUCUCCGAGCCGAUGACGACGCUGAGAAGUCGCGUGGGAGUGUCUGUGCAUAAAAACAAGGUAUACGCCUUCGGCGGCUACAACGGCUCCGAGAGGCUGCGAACCGUCGAGGUCUACGAUCCGGCAAUGAAAAACUGGAAAAUCGUCUCUUCUAUGCACUGCAAACGAAGCGCCGUCGGUACGGCAUCCUUGAACGAUUACAUCUACAUUUGCGGAGGCUACGACGGCGUGACGUCCAUGAAAACCGUCGAGAGGUAUUGCCCGGAGACCGACAGAUGGGACAUGGUGGCUUCGAUGAACAGGCAUCGCUCCGCUGGCGGAGUCGUGGCUUUUCAAGGAUACAUCUACGCUCUGGGAGGACACGACGGCCUCUCGAUUUACGACUCGGUCGAGCGAUACGAUCCGCGCAACGACACGUGGACCCUGGUCAAGCCCAUGCUGACGCGACGAUGCCGUCUGGGUGUCGCGACCCUCAACGGAAAGCUCUACGUCUGCGGAGGAUACGACGGCUCGAAGUUCUUGUCAACGGUCGAGGCAUACGAUGCAAGAACCGACACAUGGGAGUACGUGGCACCGAUGAAAGUCACGAGAAGUCGAGCGGCCCUCGUUGCCAAUAUGGGUAAACUGUGGGCCAUCGGAGGAUAUGAUGGAUUCACGAAUUUGUCGACGGUCGAAGUCUACGAUCCCGUCACGAACGCAUGGACCUUCGCCUCGUCCAUGUACGCGCACGAAGGCGGAGUGGGAGUCGGCGUCAUAUUGCAGUGAUUUCCCAAUCAGUCAUUUAAUUUUUAAUUUUAAUUAAUUUUAAGGGGUAGAGUUGUGAUCGGUGCUAAAAUAAUCGUGUAUCAUGAGUGAACUUGGAGCUAUAAAUAUUUCAAGUCGUUGUAUUGAAAGCCAAAAUUUUUUUAAUGUACCAUAUUUGACUGAUCUAUUUUUAUACUCAAACUGGUAUAAUCGCGCGGAGUAUCUAUUAUCAUGAUGUAUCGUUUUAAUUAUAAAGAUCUUAAUUGUAUUAUACAUUAUUCAUUUUAAAAAAACAAAUACGAAUUUUGACACUACAAUCAAGUACCAUGACUAUAUAACACACGUGUAGCGAGUAAACGAUCUAAAUUUUAAGUUGUAGAUAAAAAUUCGUCAUAAAUUUAGAAUAUUCAUAUAUUUACUCACCGUUCUGAGUAGCUCAUUUGUAAUGUAACUCAUAAUUAAUUCUGUUAAGCAACUUAUAUCUUGAAAAAAAUAUUUACAAUUGUACACAGAUGAUCUCAAUUUUUUUAUUUUACUUUUAAUCUAUACAUCAAUUUUAGAUAGUUUUUUAUAAUUUGUAUCGAUGUUUUAUACUUUGUAAGGUUCAUCAAAAUCAUAAAAUAUAAAUAUCAAACAUCA
This is a messenger RNA of Trichogramma pretiosum, 2871 nucleotides long. It is a transcript of the gene KLHL18, whose product is annotated as kelch-like protein 18. Lineage: Eukaryota; Metazoa; Arthropoda; Insecta; Hymenoptera; Trichogrammatidae. The transcript has 7 exons. Bases 31 to 2253 code for a protein of 740 amino acids. The record is from RefSeq and is a predicted model, not a curated record. Gene Ontology annotation, molecular function: protein binding.